Erythranthe guttata (spotted monkey flower) is the source of this 1907-nucleotide messenger RNA. Its product is annotated as anthocyanidin 3-O-glucosyltransferase 5. Gene Ontology annotation, molecular function: UDP-glycosyltransferase activity. The record is from RefSeq and is a predicted model, not a curated record. NCBI's taxonomy places the organism in Eukaryota, Viridiplantae, Streptophyta, Magnoliopsida, Lamiales, Phrymaceae.
CCCCUAUUAUUUGAAUGUUUAAGGGGGUUAAAUCUAAUAGACCCUUGUUAUAUUAUGUAUGUAUUGAUUCCGCAAAUAUUUUCUGGUUAUUUCAAAUUUCAGUAUACUCUGUAUAUAAAUAAUAUACACUCGGUAGUCGGUACAGUUCUAUCAUCGCUCUCUCUCUCUUUCUCUCUCCUCUUUCUCUCUCUAAAACUCAGAUCAGUGUAACAGUGAUGGAUAUCUCAUCUGACAAUCUUCAAAUUACUAUGGUCUCCAGCCCCGGUAUGGGCCACCUCAUACCCAUGCUAGUCCUCGCUAACCGCCUCGCCGCCGACCACAACGUCACCGUCACCGUCCUUCAGGUCACCACUGCCGUAUCUCCGCCGGAGUCCAACCUCCUCCAUCUCCCCGUCGACGAUAACCUUGUCCAAAUCAUACAACUCCCCCCCGUCGACAUCUCCCACCUCAUCGAUCCCUCCACCAAAGUCGUCACCCAGCUCUGCCUCAUGGUCCGCCAAGCCCUGCCGUCCGUCCGCUCCGCCAUAGCCGCCAUGGACCGCCGCCCCGACGCCCUCAUCGUCGACCACUUCGGCACCGAAUUACUGCCGAUCGCCGCCGAGUUCAACCUCCCCAAGUACGUUUACGCCCCUUCCACCGCCUGGUUCGCCGCCUUGCUGAUUUACAGCCCGGUUCUCGAUCGAGAAAUCAACGGCCAGUACGUCGACCAAACGGAACCGCUCAGAAUUCCGGGCUGCAAACCGGUCCGACCCGAGGAUGUGGUCGACCCGAUGCUGGACCGGAACGACCAGCAGUACGACGAAUACAUAAGAAUGGGGCAAGAAAUCACUUUAUUCGAUGGGGUUUUGUGCAAUUCGUGGCCCAAUUUGGAGCCCAAAACCCUAGAAUCAUUCAAACGGAACGAGCAUAUGAGAUCCGUAAUGAGGAACCCGGUUUACCCAAUCGGACCGAUGAGCAGACCGGUCCAGCCGAUUACAGAAAAAACCGAGUUGAUAAGCUGGCUAGACCGGCAACCGGACGAAUCGGUAAUUUUCGUUUCAUUUGGCAGUGGUGGUAUGCUUUCUGCAGAACAAACCACAGAGCUGGCUUGGGGAUUGGAGCUGAGCCGACAGAGAUUUAUUUGGGUGGUGCGCCCGCCCACCGCAGGCCGUGUGGACGACGCUUUUUUCAAUAUAACCAACGGGUCUGAUUCCGCUCCGGAUUAUUUCCCGGAGGGGUUUUCGACCCGGACUGGUGACAUCGGGUUAUUGGUUCCUAUGUGGGCCCAGCAAGUGGAAAUACUUAACCAUCCUUCGAUAGGAGGGUUUCUGUCGCACUGCGGGUGGAAUUCGACUAUGGAGAGCAUUACUAGCGGCGUGCCGAUGAUUGCGUGGCCGCUUUAUGCGGAGCAGAGGAUGAACGCCGCGUUCCUGGCGGAGGAGGCAGAGGUGGCGGUGCGGCCAGGGGUGUUGCCGACAAAGGCGGUGGUGGGGAGGGGAGAGAUAGAGAGGAUGGUGAGGAGAGUAAUGGAGGAGAGAGAAGGUGUGAAAAUGAGGGAAAAUGUUAAACGAUUGAAAAUGAGUGGAGAAGAGAGUCUCAGGAUUGGGGGCUCUUCCUACAAUUUCAUUUAUGAGAUUUUGAAAGUUAUUGCCUCCAAAAAAAGCCACAAAUAAAUCACUUGGUUUAUCAACUACUUUGGAUUUUGUCUUUUGGCAAUAAGUGUGUAAAAUAAAAAACUAUGUUUGGAUAAUAAGGUACAAUAGUAGUACCUAGUAUGAAUUUUUUUUUUUUGUUUUAGAAAUUUAAAUCCUGUUAUAAAUUGAGGAAGUACCGGAAGGGUGUGAUUCGAACCUUAAACAUUUACUCUGAUAGUAGACAUGGUUGGCAAUCGGACUAUGUGAACCGAACUUGAAUUGACUCAAGUUUAU